Solea senegalensis (Senegalese sole) is the source of this 2669-nucleotide messenger RNA. RefSeq names its product solute carrier family 26 member 11 (gene slc26a11). Gene Ontology annotation, molecular function: secondary active sulfate transmembrane transporter activity. The transcript has 15 exons. Gene Ontology annotation, cellular component: membrane. The record is from RefSeq and is a predicted model, not a curated record. Bases 328 to 2076 code for a protein of 582 amino acids. NCBI's taxonomy places the organism in Eukaryota, Metazoa, Chordata, Actinopteri, Pleuronectiformes, Soleidae. Gene Ontology annotation, biological process: transmembrane transport.
UGAGUCUGUGCUUCACCAGAGUCAAGGGAGAAGUGGUUUCUGCAACAACAACAACAAAAAGCAGAAGACACUGAGAGAGAAAUGACAUGGGACAAAAUCAGUGCUGAGACAGGAUCACAACAUGCAUCUGAAGACAUGGAACUCAGUCCCCUUGCUUUGCCGUGUAUUUAUCCAGAGAAGCACACAGCCAAACUGACACGUGUAUAUGCACAGAGCACUGCUUUCUUGUCUUUACCCCCAAUGCGAGACACUGAGCAGCUCCUCCAGAAAGCCCGCGAGUGACAUUUAAUUCAGAGGAGAAGACUUGACUGCUCUUCGUACAAUACAAUGAACCGGCUUGUGGUGAGACCAGUGUCGGCCUGGCGUUGCUGCUCCUGCAACACCCUGAAGGCCUGGAUACCCAUCCUCUCAUGGCUGCCCAGGUACAAGCUGAAGUGGCUUCAGAUGGACCUGCUGGCUGGACUCACUGUUGGGCUGACAACUGUACCACAGGCACUGGCUUACGCUGAAGUCGCUGGCCUUCCUGUGCAGUAUGGACUUUACUCCGCCUUCAUGGGGGGAUUCAUCUACACCGUCCUGGGGACUUCUAAGGACGUGACACUGGGUCCCACAGCCAUCAUGUCCCUCCUGUGUUUCUCCGUGGUGGGGGGGCAACCGCACCGUGCCGUGCUUCUCAGCCUCCUCUGUGGACUCAUCCAGGCUGUAAUGGCAUUACUGAGAUUAGGUUUUCUUUUAGACUUCAUUUCUUUCCCUGUAAUAAAAGGCUUCACUUGUGCUGCUGCAGUAACCAUCGGAUUUGGACAGGUCAAGAAUAUUCUGGGGCUUCAAGGCAUCCCCCACCAGUUCUACCUGGAGGUUUAUUACACCUUCUACAAGAUCCCAGAGGCCAGGGUGGGAGAUGUGGUCCUGGGUCUGCUUUGUCUCACACUCCUGGUGAUGUUGAUGUGUAUGAAGAUGAGACUGGACUCUGGUCCUGUACCUGCCUACUCCAGACUGGCCAGGAAACUUGUGUGGGCUGUUGCUACGAUGCGUAACGCUCUGGUGGUUGUGGCCGCGUCUCUCAUUGCAUUUUCUUGGGAGGCCUAUGGUCAUCACGUGUUCACGAUCACUGGAAAAACUUCCCAGGGGCUCCCACCAUUCAGACCCCCAUCCACCUCGGACACCACAGCCAAUGGCACCAUUGUGUCCUUUGGAGAAAUUGUAGACGGCUUUGGGGGCGGACUCGCUGUGAUUCCCCUCAUGGGUCUGUUGGAGAGCAUUGCUAUUGCGAAAGCCUUUGCCAGUCAGAACGACUACAGGAUUGAUGCCAACCAGGAGCUGCUGGCAAUUGGUGUGACCAACAUCAUGGGCUCCUUUGUGUCAGCUUACCCUGUCACUGGCAGCUUUGGCAGGACAGCGGUGAACUCCCAGACUGGUGUGUGCACGCCAGCUGGAGGAAUCGUCACCAGUGUGGUAGUGCUGCUGUCCCUGGCGUUCCUCAUGCCGGCCUUCUACUACAUCCCAAAAGCUUCACUGGCUGCCGUAAUCAUCUGUGCAGUCGCUCCCAUGGUGGAUUACUGUGUUGUGGCUAAGAUGUGGAGGAUACGCAGUAGGUCUUUGCUCAAGCUGGACCUGCUGCCUUUUUUCGUGACCUUCUUGCUGAGUUUCUGGCAGGUGCAGUACGGCAUCGUAGGCGGCGUUGCCGUAUCUGGAGUCCUGCUACUGUACAACAUGGCAAGACCCCAAAUCAAGGUGUCUGACCAUGGCGCACUAGUGGUGGAGUUGAACAGUGGACUAAGUUUUCCCGCCGCAGAAUACCUCAGCCAUGUCAUACACAGCCAUGCUCUGAGCGCGUCUCCGCCUCGGUCACUGGUUCUGGACUGUCAUCACGUCAGCAUCAUCGAUUACACAGUGAUCAGCGAGCUCAGGAACGUGCUGAGACAGUUCAAACUGCGUGGCGUGCAGCUGGUCUUUUCUAGAUUGCAGCCCUCUGUUCUGGAGGUUCUCCUCGCAGCUGAGCUGGAGGGUCUCAGGCACACAGACAGUGUGGAGGCAGCGCUUCUGCAGACGGAGUCAGAGAACCUCCUCGAUGACUGACACAGAAACUGUCCCGGCACAGUCUGGCAUUGUAGCAACAAUAGUGUGAUCAGUGGCACGUCUGACCUGCCAUCGUUGGACUGUUAUGACGUUCAAAAGUGACAAACUACCUCCAUUUUUGUUUUUUUGGCCAUCAGUUGCACAACCGCUCGUAGUUGCCCUUUGUCCCGUCAUAAGAAAUUGUUGCACCUCCUUGCACUUUGUAUCAGCCAAACCUGACCAGGGAAAUUAUUGCACAAUCUUUCACAUUACAACACUAAGUUACCACAGCAAAACUCAUGGGAUGUGGGACUGUGUUUUAUAGGGUUUUGAUAUGUUUUAGAUGGACAUUUUGUCUUUUGUAUGAACUGAGACAAACGAUAUGAUUGAAAUCCAUGUUUUUACCGGCAGAGCAUUUCCUCUGUGUUAGCUUUAGGGUUGAAGAGGAAAUGUAAAUGGCCAGGGACCAAAUAUAUGAUUUUACAGUUUACUUAACAAUUUUAUUAACUUAUCACAAGGACACUGGUUAUAUCAUAUUACGUAUAAUAUGUUAUGCCAAGAUACAGUGUUCGUACAAGAUUUUUAGUGAAUAAAAGGUGUCACGAGUGUUUCUA